AUAUCCAAUAUUUCGAGGGAGAAAAGGAAAAAGAAAGAUUUCAAUUAAUAUUCAGAAGCAAAAGAUUUUUAAGUUAUGGAAGUUUCUGUGGAACUUGAAGAUGAUUUGUUCUUUGCAGACUUAAGCAAGCAAAUCUCUCUUCUAAUCAUGGAUGAUGAUGAUGAAGAAGAUCCAAGCACAAGAUAUCCUUCAGUUUCUUGGCAGGGCUUUUCUAGAGGAGAUUAUCCAAUUACAGCACCACCUCAAUUAGUUGCUUAUGGGCAAAGUUGCAAAAGAGAUCAGAGCAAAGGCACAGGAGUGUUUAUUCCUCAGUCCUCAGCAGGAAGAAGUAAGCAAAGGCAUGGAAGAUUCAAUUCAUUCAACACAAAGUCAUCUUACAGGCACCAAGAUUACAAUAAUGCAAAGAUGGUUUCUCAAUCCCAUCAUGCUCCAGGAAAAGCCUAAGUUCUAAAUUACUUUAAUAAAGUACUAAUCCCUUCCUCAAGAAAGGUCCCAAGGAAGGCUUAUAAGAUUGAAUGAUUCAUAAUAUAUAUGCCAACAUGUACAUUCAGAAUAAGUGAGCUCUUGAAGAGGCUCUUCCAAAUCAUGGAAAUUCAAGGUUUCUUGCUGGGUAUGAUAGAUUUAGGGGAGAAUUUGUGAUGUUAAUUAAUUUGAUGUAAUUGAUUAAUAUAUUAAUUUAUUAUUAUUGCAAAAGGUUUUUUUUCCUCUUUUCUUCAUUUAGCUGCCAUGUAAAAAGCAAUUUAUUCUGGUGCAUGGAAAAAUAUGCAUGCUAAGGUUCACAUAUAUAUUAUAAAUUGAGAUUUUGAAU
Rubroshorea leprosula is the source of this 808-nucleotide messenger RNA. NCBI's taxonomy places the organism in Eukaryota, Viridiplantae, Streptophyta, Magnoliopsida, Malvales, Dipterocarpaceae. The record is from the annotation of a GenBank genome assembly.